GAUGUCUUAAAUGCUUUUAUGAGCAAAACUUACUCUGCCUAGCAACAGUUACUGGGUGGGGUUCAACUCAUAGCCUCAGGCUCAGUCAUGGCAAGUGACUUCCAGAGCACCUUAACAUACAGCUCCUGAAGAAACAGGUGGAUACAGGAGACACCAUCUUGCCAUACAAUGGUGGCCUCUUUCUCAUUCUUCAGCUGACCACCUUGCAUACAGUGCUGAAGCCAUCUUCUUCAGUUCACUGACAUACACCGAUCCCAAGGAACACCAAAUAUAAUUCAGUUUUGAAUGGAGGAACUAAGCUUUUGUCUCUGCAUCUGAAUCAGUUACAACACUUCAUUCUCUGCAGUGGAAAAAGAUCUCAAUGCAAUCAUGAUUAGAAACCCAGAUUUGGAUACAUUUGUUUGCUGUGCUGUUUGUUCAAAAAUAAUUCCACCACCACCUACACUAGAGACCUUUGAACGGAUAAGGGAAUAUCAACCUUAUAAAACUCGGUACUAUACACACAAAAAUAUAUUGGAGAUUGGAGCAGACCUUAAGCAAGAAGAUGCUGACCAAAGAGAACUGGAAAUACAAAAACGAAUAGAAAGAAUGCAGACUAAACUCUUGGUUCAGGCUGAAACAGCAAAAGAAGAUGCAGUAGAAGAUGCUCUCAAUCGUGCUGAGGAUCUACACAAUGAAGAUAUUGAAAAUCUUAAAAAGAAACAUGAACAAACAUUAGAAGAAGCUAUGAAGAAAACAAAGGCAGACAUGCUGGAGCACUUGGAAGUGGAGCUGAAGAGAGAAUCAGAAGCUGCUGAGCAGAGGAACUCGCACAAACUUCAGCGGAUGAUGCUACAGUUUGCUAUGGAAAAAAUGGCAGCUGUAGCUGAAGGGAGACAGGACGAGAGGCACAAGACAGCUGUACUUCUUGCCGAGCAAGAAAAGAGAUAUUUGAAGCAAAUUCACCAGGCUGGGAUAAUUGCUAAUGAAAUUUAUCAGAAGAACCUGCAACAGUUAGCCUGGGAGAAAAAACAUGAAUUGGAAACUGCCUUUAAGGUCUCCCAAAAGGAGUUUGAGGAAGAAUCUAAGAAAAUGCUUGAAAAUGCUGAAAAUAUUCGUGCAGCUCAGCUUGAAGAAGUGAGCAUUGAAGUGAACAGGAAAUCUUGUGAGAUCCUGUCUCUGAACCAGCAGCUGGAUUACAUGACAGCCUGGAAAGACAGCCUGGAAGCUGAAAUUCUAGAAACCAGGGAAGCAUUUCAGGAAUACAUUAACAUCACAUUUCCCCAGCUUGCCCCAGGCCAAGCAGAUUUCAUCUUACCAUUCCGAAAAGUAACUGAAUUCACAGACCCUGGUGUAGAACAGUAAGAUCAAUGUCCAUCAGGAAAGACUCUCUGGGCAGCUGUCUGUUGGCUCCCAAGAUGCCAGUAUGCCAAAAGGGGAUGCUCAGGUGCUGGGAAGAAAGAAAGAAAUCCUCUGUAAAAUAAAGAUGAGCUGUAAGUGAGAGAACUAA
Molecule: messenger RNA, 1489 nt
Organism: Candoia aspera
Lineage: Eukaryota; Metazoa; Chordata; Lepidosauria; Squamata; Candoiidae
Gene: C1H6orf163
Product: chromosome 1 C6orf163 homolog
Exons: 5
Coding region: 370-1344 (324 amino acids)
Source: RefSeq, a predicted model, not a curated record